Lichtheimia ornata is the source of this 321-nucleotide messenger RNA. RefSeq lists its product as uncharacterized. Gene Ontology annotation, molecular function: protein binding. The record is from RefSeq and is a predicted model, not a curated record. The coding region runs from base 1 to 321 and encodes 106 amino acids. NCBI's taxonomy places the organism in Eukaryota, Fungi, Mucoromycota, Mucoromycetes, Mucorales, Lichtheimiaceae. The transcript is spliced from 3 exons.
AUGAACACUGUACGUGUUAUUGAUGUGGAGACAGGACGCACACUUGGACAAUACAAGGGUUUGACUGGUAGUGGUACAGCCGUUGCCAUGGCACCUGCAGCCAGGAUUUUCCGAGUCAGCGCCGCAAGUGCAUACCUUGUCACUGUGGAGCACAAGGUGUAUCUCAAGCAGCGUAUGACGUGUCUGUUAGUGGAUGAUGAAUUCCAGCAUGAGGAAGAGCAACAACAAGAAGCUGAUGAUGAGGAAGAUGAAGAGGAUCAAGCCAUGUGGGAAGCAAUGGAAACGGUUGAUGAUAACAAGAAGCGGAAACAUCGUGCAUAG